Molecule: messenger RNA, 861 nt
Organism: Helobdella robusta
Lineage: Eukaryota; Metazoa; Annelida; Clitellata; Rhynchobdellida; Glossiphoniidae
Exons: 6
Coding region: 1-861 (286 amino acids)
Molecular function (GO): catalytic activity
Source: RefSeq, a predicted model, not a curated record
AUGAACAUCUUUGAGAAAGAGAAUGGAAGAUAUCUCCGUGGCUUCUUUAAAACAAAGGUCAACAUUCUUAUAUCUGAUGUUAAAUUGAUGCAAAAAUCUAUUUUAGAUACAAAUACCAAAUUGGAUAUUAACUAUGAAGGAGAGAAAAGAAAGAACUAUGUAAUUUUAUACAAUCUUGAUGAAAAGUUGUUGGAGGAAAUUGCUGACAUAGAUCUUGAGUCAGAAGUAGUUGAAGUAUCCAGGAAUGCUAUGGUGAUUAAAACCUUCCUUUAUCUAGCAUGUGGUCUAUUGUUUAUCUAUUUGCGUUCAAAGGUUGAUUGUCACAUUUGUCACCACGAAGUUCCCCAUAUUUCACAUGAUGUAAUUGUUGAAAAAAUUGGUAGUAAAUCUAAAAGAAUUGUGUUGGAAGAACUGGAAAAAACGGGACAUGGGGAAAAAAACGAGAGGAAAAACGUGAGAAUGAGGCUAAAAAUUCAGAAUGGCCCCUCUGUGGUACUUCGACUUGAAACGCUCAAUGUUGGAUCACUGACUGGUCGCAGCAUGGAAAUCGCAGAAAUGCUCGAGCGUAGAAAGAUUGACAUCUGCUGCCUUCAGGAGACCCGAUGGAAAUCGAAUAGUGUCUGUCAUAUCAGCUCAGACAAAGAGAAAUAUAGACUAUUCUGGAAUGGUCAAAAGACGGCCAAAAAUGGUGUUGGAAUUUUUGUCAGAGAACCGAUAGCCCAAGAAGCGAUCUCAAUGGCCACGUUGGAGAGAAAACAGAUGGUUUUGACAACGUACAUGGCGGUUUUGGCUAUGGAGAACGGAAUGAAGAUGGCAACCGCAUCCUUGAGUUUGCUGAAAGUCACGGGUUUUGUUUAUUGA